GAGGCGCGGGGUCUGGAGAUUGCGCUUGGGGACUUGCGGGGCAAACUAAGGGAAAAGCGGGCGACUUGUACCCCAAAUCCACACCACCAACCACCAGCGCUCGCUCCGGCCUGAGGCCGCCGCCUUCUGGAAGUUCUCCCGCCUUGGAGUGGGUCCAGGAUUGCGGGAAUGAUCACUAAAACCCACAAAGGAGACUUGGGCCUUGGGCUCUCAGAGAAAAAGAAGAAGAAAAAGAAGGUGGUCAAAGAACUAGAGACUCAAUACUCAGUUUUAAACAGUGACAAUUACUUCACUGAGAUCUGUCCCACAAAAGCCACAUCCCCCUCAAAGAGUGUGGUCCUGGGACAGGCAUCUGAGAUGCCUCUAGUGAAGAAAAAGAAGAAAAAGAAGGGACAUUGCACCCUCAGUGAGCAGCACUUAGAAUCUGAGACCACAUUACGUGCUGGACGGACAGAGAAGUUGCCGAGCCCCAGGAAGCAGGCUCUUGGUUCAUCUGAGUUCCAAGGUGGGGAGAAGAAAAAGAAGAGGAAGUCCUUAUGGCCUCCGGCCAUGUCCCCUGGCUCAAGAGUGAAGACCUUCCCGGACCCCAGACAGGGCGAGGAGGUGACCAGCAUCGGCAAGAAGCCCAAAAAACACAAGAAGGAGAAAAAGGCCCAGGAGGCUGCAGCCUUUUCAGCCAAGGACCCUUGGUUCUGUGAGUCUGGGGAUUCUCUGUAUGCUUGCUCGGUGGGGAAGGAUGGAGAGGAGCAGACAGCCUCAGGGCGGAAACGGAAGCAGGAGAGCCCCAGGGAGCACAAUGUGAAGAUGAAGAAGAAAAAGAAAAUCCACCAGAAGGGAGACACCUCCCUAGGGCACCUUGAGCUCUCCAAGUCCAUUGAGGGCAUCCCCAGGAAAAGAAGUAAGAAGCCAGUCAAAGUUGAGGCUCCAGAAUACAUCCCAAUAGAACAUAACCCCAAGUCCCCUGCAAAAAAGAAAAUGAAAGCCAAGAAAAAGGCAGAGCAGCCAGGCAUUGAGGAGCCAGCUCUGAGGAGGAAUAAAAAGAAGAAGGAGAAAGAGAGCAGAGUAGCAGGAGAGCCUUGUAAAGAGGAGCCUGACACAGACUUAGAGGUGGUGUUGGAAAAGAAAGGCAACAUGGAUGAGGCGCACAUAGACCAGGUGAGGCGAAAGGCCUUGCAAGAAGAGAUUGAUCGUGAGUCGGGCAAAACGGAAGCUUCUGAACCAAGGAAGUGGACAGGAACUCAGUUUGGCCAGUGGGAUACUGCUGGUUUUGAAAACGAGGAACAGAAACUGAAAUUUCUCAAACUUAUGGGUGGCUUUAAAAAUGUGUCACCUUCAUUCAGCCGCCCCCCUAACAUGACCGGAAGGCCCAACAUGGCUCUCAACAAGAAGGCGGCCGACACUCUGCGGCAGAACCUCCAGCAGGACUACGACCGGGCCAUGAGCUGGAAGUACAGCCGUGGCGCUGGCCUUGGCUUCUCCACCACCCCAGACAAAAUCUUUUAUAUUGACAGAAAUGCUUCCAAGUCCAUCAAAUUUGAAGAUUAAACUCUACUGUCUUGUCCUUCAAAACAGCCAGAAUUGCUUUUAUUAUUCAGUUGUGCAAAUGAAAGCCAUUUUACAGUUGUCUCAAGUCAAACCUCUGCAGAGAUUAAGGAAAACUUUGCCCAUGUGCUUGAAUGAACUGAGGUCAGGGAAGCUCAUGUUUCAGAAGUCAAGAGAACAUGUGAGUGGCUCACACUUACUAUUUUCUGUAUUAAGCAUUCCAUCCCUGUUUGAAGACAUCAGCAUAUAUAAAUAAUAGCUAAAUGUCUUGAGUGCUUAGUAUGUACCACGUACAUACUAAUGUGUUGCCCCUGCAUUAAUGUAUUUAAUCUUAAUAAUUAUGAAAUAGGUGCUAUUAUCCCCAUCUUAUAGAUGAGGAAACUGAGGUUCAGGGAUGAAGUAAUAAAAUUGCCCAGGUUCACCCAACCAGUAAGUGCCAAGUGUUGUACUUUUGUGCCCCAAGUCCUCUGUCACUAUUCACUACUCUGAAUGUCCCCCCCCCCCCCCCCCCAAGGAACUUUACCAGGAAUACUCACUGGAGAUUGAAAUCUCUUUUGGUUGAAGAAACAGAAGUUUUAUUAGAUGUCUGAAUCCCAAACAGGAAGUAGAAUUAAUGAUAAACAGGGAAGAGCAAACUCAUUUUCUUUUCCCAUCUUGGAGGAGCUACUGGCAAAGAGGGGUCUGAAUUGUCACCAAGCAGAUGUGACUGAGGUUCCUAUUAGGAAAUGUGUUUCUAAACCAGUUUUGCCUUUUCUGACUUCCUGCUUUCCAUCCUCAGUGCUGAGCUUGGAUUUAGUCUUGAUGCUCUUAACUAAAUUCUGAAAAAGGCAUUUUUAGAGAGACUGUUAGUCUUCGUGAACCAAUGACAAAUUCCCAGGGAUCUGUUUAUUAUAUUCUUUGCUACCAUGAGGAACAGAAUCCUAGGUGACUUAUGUGGCAGAGGUGUCAGGAUGUGUGGAGGAUGACACAGGAAGUUGCCUCCUCAUGAUCACAUUUCCAUGCCUAGACUCUAUAGGCAGCCCCACAGAGCUCCAUGUACAAUGACCUGAACGAUACGACCACCUUCUUCUUUACAUUCACCUAGCAUUUUGCAUCCCAACAUACAGUUUAUGAGUGGGACAUUUUCACAUCAUUUGAUACCUAUAGUCAUCCCAGCUCAGCAGCCCAACUAAACAGCCAGGAUAUUUAGUCUGUCACUUGGCAGGAAGUCCUUAUGUAGAGAAUUGAUGCAUCAGCUCAACAAAGAAACUCUUCUCUCUGCUCCAUUCAUCCUGUUGGCUUCAUCAAGCUGGUGGAAGAAGGGCUGGACCAAUUUUAAGUUGGAUAUCAAGACAGUAGAACAUUCCAGAGGAAGAAGAAAAACCUUAUGACUCAAGGAAACUUCCAGAAGACCUUUCAUCAUAACGCAUUGCCCAGCAGUGGGUCAUAUGCCCAUUUCUGAGCCAGCCCCUGGCAUGUGGACGAAGAUGCACUCCAGGCAGGUCAGAAAGGAAGAGUGAAGAGCAGAUGCUGGUGAGACAAACGUGGGGUCGACUAAUGUCCCACUGGGUGGGUAGAGGUGAGGCAGGCCUGCCCUGACUAAUAAACACUGACUAGGUCGAGAGUCCUACAGUUCUAUGCUAGUAAUGUCUCAGGUGGGCACAUCAGCCAGAAGGUGAAUUGGGCCUUUGAUGGAUUCAACUUUGAGGUACAUAAUCGAAGAGGCCAUCUAAUUGCCUAGAAGGUAAGGUUCUGCAAUUGAGUUAGCUCCUUCAGAGAAUCUUGUCCUUUCACAGGGGAAUAAAUCUCUCCUGGCCUUGAUCAACACUACAGGAAUUUACUCCCUAUACUGUCUGCUUUACUUGUUUUUACCUUGCUGAGAGAUCACACUACAGUUAGGGCCUGCCUUGGCUUAUCAGGGAAGAUUGUGCUCAGCCAUCUCUUGGGUGAUUCUGGAGACUGGCUGAUUGAUUGAUUGAUUGUCCACUGUCUUGUCCUCAUAGUGAUAGUUCUCAUUAGGAUGUGAUGGUCAGACCUUUCUCCUCCUGCCAUUUAGUAUUAAUAAUCUGUGUGUAAUAGGAUUUGACUUUCAAACUCAGUGUAUCCCCAUUGGCUGAAGAGAUCUGCUGGCUGAGGGGAAGGUUUAGUAUAGUCUGUUCCUAAAACGGGGUCUAGCCAGAGAAGGUUGAACAGCCAAGAUAGCAAGAUGGGCAGUGUCCUCAGAAUGGACUUAAUCUUACCUCUGCUGCUCUUACCAGUGCAGAUCAUUGUCAAGUUAGCAGGUCUCUGUCCUGCAGCAGUCUGCAGUCCCAGGAGGAUUUACUGAGUGUCCUGGGUUAACUGGGCUUCUCUCCUUUGUAAAUUAAGCAACAUCGGCUUGUGCCACUCUGCCCCUUUUCCCUAUGUCCAGUACCCUCAGUCUGUCUGCAAGGGUUUUUGUGUUUUUUUUUUGUUUUUGUGUUUGGUUUGGUGUGAUUUCCCUUGUUCAUGAUGUCUCCACUGAAACAAGACGGUUUGGGGAUUUUUAUUCAGAACCAGGGCAGGAGAGAUCGGACAUAUAUAGCACAGCCAAGGUCUUGGUUGAAUAUUUAAUAGCCCUGUUCUCAAACUUGUUGGCUGUUUGUCCCUCAGGGAUUUCUCAACUGACCAACUUUCCAUGACAGGGUCCUUCCCUCCAUACAGUUGCCCUUCCUUAUCCAGCUGUCUCUGAAACCUCAUGAUUCUUAACCACUGUAUUCCUUGGAGUGAUUCCUGCUGUUUCUGCCUUAGCCCACUGAAUUCUGCCCUGAGACUUCCUUUCCAUAACUAGAGUGACCCAUCAAAAGUAUUUGCUAGAUAGACAGCAUUCUCUAAAAGAAAAUGUGUAUUCAACUUUACAAACAUAGAAUUAGGUUUGUGGUUGGCAGAAUAAUGAGCCUCCAUUCUCUCCCUGGACAAGAUGACUCCCUCCAUUGUCCCCCUGGGACAAGAUGACCUUGUCCCAGUCACCAGAACCUGUGACUAUGUUAGGACACGAAAGGGAGUUUGGGUAACAGAUGGAAUUAAGGUUGCUAAUCAACUAACCUUAAAAUAAGAUUAUCCUGGAUUAUCUGAGUGAGCCCAGUCUAAUCACAGGAGUCCUUAACUGUAGAAGAGGGAGGCAGAAAUGUCAAAGAAACUUGUAAGAAAAACUCUAAGGUGGAGGCAAGGGCCAUGAGCCGAAGAAUGCAGGUGGCCUCUAAAAGCUGGAAAAAGCAAGAAAACAGAUUGUCCGCCAGAGCCUCCAGAAGGAACAAAGCCCUGCUUUGAGGGUAAGCCCCCUGAGACCUGUUGGACUUAAGGUCAAUAGAUAAGGUGAUAAAAUUGUGUUGUUGGAAGCCGCUAAGUUUGUGAUAAUUUGUUAAGGCAGCAAUAGAAAAGUAAUCUAGGUCUCAUACAGAACUUUUCCUCAUUUUUAAAAUCGUAUUUCCUAGAAUAUUUAGAAUUUUAUUGUUUCAUUAUCCUUUGUGAUAACAGUAGACUUCAUCCCCUGUAGGCUAUGGUUUUCAGAGUCUGGCUAAUUGAUUCAGUAAUGGGCUGAGGAAAACCACAAAAGGUCACAGAAGAUCUAAGCUUUGGUCUGGGACAGGUGUGACAGAUGGUUCAGAAGCUCCUUUGGUGUAAUGCGUAUUCAACCUAAUAUGAAAGUCCAAAUUCAUAUCAAUAUAAGAACAUUACUCAGGCUUGGGAACAAAUGCUGUCUGAUGUGUAACCUCAGAGUAGAAGGAAAUGACUUAAAGCGGGUAAUUUGUGAAUUUGCCAGUUGUGUUUCAUUUAAAUAGUAUCUAGUAAAAGUGGCAUAUGAAAUAAUUUUAAUGGAAAUAAUUUUGUGAAAUAAAGAUCAGUUGAUAAUAUUUGAGCAGUA
Felis catus (domestic cat) is the source of this 5404-nucleotide messenger RNA. It is a transcript of the gene KNOP1, whose product is annotated as lysine rich nucleolar protein 1. The transcript is spliced from 5 exons. The coding region runs from base 169 to 1545 and encodes 458 amino acids. The record is from RefSeq and is a predicted model, not a curated record. Lineage: Eukaryota; Metazoa; Chordata; Mammalia; Carnivora; Felidae.